This is a messenger RNA of Zootermopsis nevadensis, 2904 nucleotides long. It is a transcript of the gene Nadsyn, whose product is annotated as NAD synthetase. The record is from RefSeq and is a predicted model, not a curated record. Gene Ontology annotation, molecular function: NAD+ synthase (glutamine-hydrolyzing) activity; ATP binding; glutaminase activity. NCBI's taxonomy places the organism in Eukaryota, Metazoa, Arthropoda, Insecta, Blattodea, Termopsidae. Gene Ontology annotation, cellular component: cytoplasm. Gene Ontology annotation, biological process: NAD+ biosynthetic process.
CAGGAAGGCAGAAAGGUACGGUUGUGACGUUUAAGUUUCCAACAAAUGAACAUCGAUAUAUACAGUUUGUAUUACGAUAGGUGCCAAUUAACCUUGCACUGAUUGUGUUUUAGUACCAUGGGUCGUAAAGUGACUGUCGCGGUUUGCACGUUGAACCAGUGGGCUCUUGACUUUGAAGGAAAUCUACACAGAAUUCUCCAAAGUAUCCAGGAAGCCAGGGAAGCAGGAGCAAGUUUUCGUAGUGGUCCAGAACUAGAAAUAUGUGGCUACAGCUGUGAAGACCAUUUUUACGAAAGUGAUACUCUCUUGCAUUGCUGGGAAGUGUUACUGGAACUCGUUAUUAGUCCACUUUGUAAGGACAUGUUAGUUGAUGUAGGAAUGCCUGUCAUGCACAAGAAUGUCACUUACAAUUGCCGAGUUGUGUUUCAUAACAGGAAGAUACUUUUGAUCAGACCCAAGUUAAUUGUAUGUGAAGAUGGUAAUUACAGAGAGAGUCGGUGGUUUUCGCCAUGGAGAAAGGAGCGGGUACUGGAGGAAUAUCACUUGCCACGUAUGAUCUCAGCGUACACUGGACAGACAGUUGUACCAUUUGGUGAUGGUGUUAUUUCUACAAGAGACACUUGCAUUGGUUUUGAAAUCUGUGAAGAACUCUGGAAUCCACAAAGUUCACACAUUGCAAUGGGACUGGAUGGUGUGGAGCUGAUAGUCAAUGGUUCAGGCUCAUACAUGGAGCUCCGGAAAGCUUACGUGACUGUAGAACUUGUCAAGUCAGCUACACUUAAGUCUGGAGGUUGUUAUUUAUUCAGUAAUCUCCGAGGUUGUGAUGGCCAGCGCGUUUAUUUCAACGGUUGUUCCUGUAUUGCUCUCAAUGGUGGUAUUGUGAAUCGUAGCCAACAGUACCGGCUACAAGAAGUGGAAGUUGUGGUGGCAACGGUGGAUUUGGAAGACAUCCGUGCAUAUCGAAAUGCUAUCCGUUCUCGCUCGCACCUUGCAGCUGCUUCACCUGCCUAUCCCCGAAUCCAAGCUGAUAUUGCUCUUUCAGUUGAGAAGGGUAUUGGGUUACCUACAUGUGAACCGAUUGAAUGGAUUUACCACUCUCCUGAAGAGGAGAUCGCUCUAGGACCAGCAUGCUGGCUGUGGGAUUACCUCAGACGAUCAGGUCAAGGUGGUUUCUUCUUGCCACUGAGUGGAGGAGUUGACUCUUCUAGUGUUGCCAGCAUUGUGUUCUCAAUGUGCCGUCUGGUUGUAGAUGCCAUUCAGACAGGAGAUUCUAAGGUUUUGUCAGAUGUGCGUCGAAUUGUCUGUGAUGGGGAAUACGUGCCGACAAAGCCACAAGAAUUAUGUGGACGCUUGUUUGUUACUUGCUACAUGGGCAGUGAAAAUUCAUCACAGGAGACUAAGAGAUGUGCAGUGUGCCUUGCUGAACAAAUCGGCAGUUACCACAUGAAUAUCAGCAUUGAUGUGGCUGUAUCUGCUGUUCUUGGGAUCUUUACUGCUGUGUCAGGAUUAGUUCCAAGAUUUGCCUCUAGGGGUGGCAGCGCUAGAGAAAGCCUUGCAUUGCAGAAUGUUCAGGCUCGGCUGCGUAUGGUUCUGGCAUACCUGUUUGCCCAACUGAUGUUAUGGGUUCGGUACCGAUCUGGAGGCCUUUUGGUGUUAGGGUCAGCAAAUGUGGAUGAAGCACUACGAGGUUACAUGACCAAGUAUGACUGUUCCAGUGCAGAUGUUAAUCCCAUUGGUGGAAUUUCUAAGACUGAUCUGCGCAGCUUCCUUCUUUAUGCUAAGAACAAGUUUAAUCUGCCAAUUCUGAGUGAAAUCCUUGGAGCACCCCCCACAGCUGAACUCGAGCCUCUGGAAGGUGGACGUCUCACUCAGACAGAUGAAGAAGAUAUGGGCAUGACAUAUGCAGAGUUGUCAGUAUUUGGACGUCUUCGCAAACAAAACAAAUGUGGACCAUACUCUAUGUUCUGCAAACUGAUUCACACAUGGCGUGCAGAUUGCACACCAGAACAAGUGUCCAACAAGGUGAAACACUUCUUCCGUUGUUAUGCUAUCAACAGGCACAAGAUGACAGUACUCACUCCUGCAUAUCAUGCUGAAAGCUAUUCGCCUGACGACAACCGUUAUGAUCACCGUCCUUUCCUGUAUAAUGUACAGUGGACAUGGCAGUUCAGAGCCAUAGAUGAACAGCUGCAAACACUGAUUGCAAAUGGUGGUGGGCGGUGGGAGGAGCAUGUCAACAAAGCUGCUUCAGAGCACAGAGGUCCCUCAUCUGUGUCAGGGAAUCAAGGAAGUGCGGCAGGGGGUCCACCGUCCUUGUCUGCAGUCAGCAAAAUUCUUAAAGACCCACACAAAGGUGUUGUAGUACCAACAAGAGCCCCUCCAAGUGAUCAUAUGAUGAAAUUGGAAGAACAAAACAAAUGGCAUCACCCAUCAUCUGUGAAUCAUUUGGUGUUAUCUGCAGCUGAGUAAUUCUGUUUCAUUCAUUCAUUCAUCUCUGUCUCGCCUCAUGUUCGUGACUCAUCAGAGGGAAAUCUAUGGUUUGUUCCUCUGGAGCAAGAUGAAAUAAAAGGAAAUAUAUAUUGGUGUUAGGGUAAGAAGCAAAAGUUAAACUUUGAUAGGGGUAAGUCAGCUCAGGUGUGUGUUAAUGGAACAGGCUAAAAUUUGCAAAGUUGACACCCUUUUAUUUGUAUUGGUUCUUAAAAUGUAACAAAUAGUCCUCUAAUAAGCAUGGUAAUAUUUCAGUUCAUCUAUAGAAAUAUUAACUUUGUUUAUUCACAUAGAUACAAAACUACAAAAGUAUGCAAACAGGCAGAAUGAAUACCCAUAUGUAAUCAGAACAAAAUAAGAUAGUUGAUUCUUUAAGAAAAUUGCACUGAAAUAAAAUAUUCCAUAUCACUAUUUGAA